CCUAACCCCUAUUAACAUUUUAGAAACCGAGGUCGGAGAAGGUGAGAAGGCGAGAGGGAGGGAGAGAUGGCGACGAUCAGCUUGCGGAAGGGGAACACUCGGCUGCCGCCGGAGGUGAACAGGGUGCUGUACGUGAGGAACUUGCCCUUCAACAUCUCGAGCGAGGAGAUGUACGACAUCUUCGGCAAGUACGGGGCCAUCCGGCAGAUCCGGGUGGGCACCAGCAAGGAGACGAGGGGGACGGCCUUCGUCGUCUACGAGGACAUCUACGACGCCAAGACGGCCGUCGACCACCUCUCCGGCUUCAACGUCGCCAAUCGCUACCUCAUUGUCCUCUACUACCAGCAGGCCAAGAUGACCAAGAAGGUCGACCAGAAGAAGAAGGAGGACGAGCUCGCGCGCAUGCAGGAGAAGUACGGCAUCUCCAAGGACAAGUAGGUCCUCCCGAUCGACCAUAACGGCAACCGGAAUUAGUUGGUUUUACCCACACCUCUGCUUUUUCCCCUUCUUCCUCCUUAUGGGUGUCCCCUGUUAGGGAUUUUCUUGAAUUGGGUCGGACUAUGUGCUUGUAUAUGGAAGUUAGGAACUCCUGGAAAUAGAGGCUUUUGUAUCCUCUUUGUCUUUUCUAGGGUUUCGUGCUAAUACGGGACCUUGUUCUUGUAGGAUUGGAUAUUAAUUGAUGAAGGAAAUUAGGGUUCUACA
This is a messenger RNA of Nymphaea colorata (pocket water lily), 702 nucleotides long. RefSeq names its product splicing factor 3B subunit 6-like protein. Gene Ontology annotation, biological process: mRNA splicing, via spliceosome. NCBI's taxonomy places the organism in Eukaryota, Viridiplantae, Streptophyta, Magnoliopsida, Nymphaeales, Nymphaeaceae. The coding region runs from base 67 to 438 and encodes 123 amino acids. Gene Ontology annotation, cellular component: U2 snRNP; catalytic step 2 spliceosome; precatalytic spliceosome. The transcript has a single exon. The record is from RefSeq and is a predicted model, not a curated record. Gene Ontology annotation, molecular function: RNA binding.